Messenger RNA from Paraglomus occultum, 495 nucleotides. The record is from the annotation of a GenBank genome assembly. NCBI's taxonomy places the organism in Eukaryota, Fungi, Glomeromycota, Glomeromycetes, Paraglomerales, Paraglomeraceae.
AUGAAAUCAUUAUAUAUUUUUUUCCUCUUAGCUGUUCUAAUCUUUACCGACUCCACGCCAGCCAAUGCAACGUCUCUUCAUAGAUGUGUGUUUAAAGUAGGAGAAAAUCCCUUGAACUUGCCUACUAAGGCGACCGGUAUUCCAUCUGGUUUGAGGGCUGGUUACAAUCGCAACACAAUUAACGGUAUUCUCGAAUUUACGCGGUUUAAUGACAAGAAAUUAUUUAUUGGCGGCUUUAUUGAUCUCGAUGGCGUGGGUGGAAUUGAACUCAUCUACGAUCUUCACGUGGCUCGGUGUAGCACAAAAACCAGCGCCGAACCUGGAGACCCUGCCAUUAUCGACUUGGAUGGUGAGUCUUUUGACACACCGAUCGCCACGACUAUCAACAAACCUCUACCGAAGCUCGAUGCCAAUACCGACUGUUGCUUUGUCGUAGAUGAGUUUGCUGCUACGGAGAGAAUUUUAGGAGUCGCAAGAUUACAGCAAAUAUUUUAG